AUGGACAAGACGUUCGACGUCGAACAAAUCGAGCAGUAUGAGCUCACCCCAGCCGAAGUCAUUGCUGGUUCUCAGCAACACCAGACUCGGACACCAGUUGAAAAGCGUCUGCUUCGGAAGGCAGAUUUUGUCAUCAUACCGCUGUUUUCGAUGGUGCACCUGGUGUCAUAUCUUGACCGCAAUAGCAUCGGCAAUGCCAGGAUCAUGGGAUUGCAGAAAGAUCUCCAUAUGACUGCGGGCCAGUUCUACAACUGCCUGACCAUGUUCUUCAUUGGUUAUGGUAUCUCGAUGUUCCCGGCAAACUUGACGGCGAAGAAGUUCAAGCCCAACCGGUCGCUCGGGGUGGCAUGCAUGUUCUUCGGCAUCUGCCUCUGUGGGAUGGCGGAAGCCAAGAACUAUUCCACCAUCCUUGCCUUGCGGAUCUUGCUGGGUUGCGGACAGGGCUUCGUCCAGCUGGCCAUGAUCUAUUGUAGCAUAUGGUACCGACGAGACGAGAUGGCAACCCGGACUGGAAUCUUUUAUGCCUGUGCAACUUUAUCCGGUGCAUUCGGCGGCCUAAUCGCAUACGGUGUCCAAGCAGACAUGGCUUCGCCCACCGGACGCUCAACAUGGUCGUGGCUGUUCCUCAUCGAAGGCGUUCUGGCCGUCGGUAUUGGUCUCGCCGUGGUGAUCGUUUUGCCACGGUUUCCAGACGACCUGCACAGGCGCGCGAAAGGCCAUUGGCUGUUCAAUCAGGAGGAGAUUGAUUUGGCUCACAACCGAUAUGCCGCGUACAACAUUGAACGAGAGAAGUUUCGACCAAGACAACUCCUGGCUGUGGUGAAAGACAUCAAGACGUAUUUCUUCGGCUUCGUGCAAGGUGCAGCCGUACUGGGCGUGUCAGUCGUCGGCAGUUUCCUGCCCACGUUCAUCCAUGACUUUGGCUUCAAUCCAGGCGAGUUGCCCCUCUCUUUCAUCAGCCACACACUAUUCUCAGUCAUCCCAUACACAUGCGCCUUCGUCACGGUGAUUGUGACGGGCUACGCCUCAGACCGGCUGAAUGUCAAAGGACCCAUCAUCUUCACCUGUUGUUGUGUGGGAAUGCUCGGUUACAUCCUCCUGAUGACCGUGUCGUCGACCGUGGCAAGAGUGGUGGCCACUUGUCUGGUUACCUCUGCUUGUUAUCCGAUCGGGAAUCUGCUUCCCGUAUGGCUCUCCAUCAACACUCCAGGCUUCACCAAGCGCGGUGGCACCUGGGCCUUUUCCGAGGUGUUUGGCGUCGCUUUCUCCAUCAUGGGAACCCGCAUCUACACCAAUCCUCCUAGGUACCUUGGCGGCCAUGGCACCGUGUUGGGCAUCUUCACGCUCGGUGCUGUCAAUGUCGCCGCGGCUUACUUCUGGAUGCGCUAUCAGAACAACAAGAAGGAGCGGAUCUUGAAUGAUUAUGCCCAUCGUGGCCAGAUUCAUCCGCACAUUGCUGAGAUGAGAACCCUGGAGCAACUCGAAGAUGACCAUAUCUCUUUCCGGUAUGUUCUUUGA
This is a messenger RNA of Exophiala dermatitidis NIH/UT8656, 1518 nucleotides long. Its product is annotated as retrograde regulation protein 2. Gene Ontology annotation, molecular function: transmembrane transporter activity. The coding region runs from base 1 to 1518 and encodes 505 amino acids. The record is from RefSeq and is a predicted model, not a curated record. The transcript has 6 exons. Gene Ontology annotation, biological process: transmembrane transport. Gene Ontology annotation, cellular component: membrane. Lineage: Eukaryota; Fungi; Ascomycota; Eurotiomycetes; Chaetothyriales; Herpotrichiellaceae.